GACCCGUUCGGAUCCUUCCUGUACUGGCGGCCGCCCCUGCCCAGCAUCGAGGAGGAGCUGCGGGAGCUGCUGGCCAUCUCCGGCAGCCCCGAGCCCCCCGAGGAGCACCGGAGCCCUGCAGGUGGGGCCAGCGCCGGUGAAGAAGAGGAGGAGGAGGAGGAUGAUGAUGAGGAGAGCGAUGAUGAAGGCUGGAUAACUCCCAGCAACCUGAAGCAGGCCCAGCAGGACACGGGGCACUGCGACACUGCUCCCAUCGGUGUCCAGGUUGGCUGUGUCACCACAGACUUUGCCAUGCAGAACGUGCUGCUGCAGAUGGGUCUCCACGUGCUGGCCGUGAAUGGGAUGCUGAUCCGCCAGGCCCGGAGCUACAUCCUGCGCUGCCACGGCUGCUUCAGGACCACCUCGGACAUGACCAAGGUGUUCUGCCCCCACUGCGGUAACAAGACCCUCAAGAAGGUGGCAGUGAGUGUCAGUGACGAUGGGAGUCUCCACAUGCAUUUCUCCCGCAACCCCAAGGUGCUGAACCCCCGGGGGCUCAGGUACCCGCUGCCGGCGCCGCAGGGCGGGAAGCACGCCAACAACCCGCACCUGGUGGAGGACCAGCGCUUCCCACAGCAGCGCCUGUCCCGCAAGGCCAGGCAGAAAACCGACGUCUUCGACCCCGACUACCUGGCCAGAGCCUCUCCCUUCGCCGAGAACGACGUGCACAGCCGGGCCGCGCACCUGCACCUGCGCGACGCCGCCCUGGGCGCCGGCCGCCGCCGCCUCAACCCCAACGCCGUCACCAAGAAGUUCGUGAAGAGGAGGUGAGGGGCAGGACGGGCCCUGCCUGUCCAGGUGUGGUGGUGGCUCUGCCAGGGCCAGGCCAUCCUGUCCCCGCUGCGCUGGUGCCCAGAGAGCCGCCGUGGCCCUGGGCAGGGGCCAUGUCACCCAAUAAACACCAAACCCCAAAGCACCGUGACUCGCUCCCAUUUCUGCAGCUGCCUGUGCCAGGGGGAGCCUUUCUCUGAGCCUCGAGGGCUGGGACAGAGGGAGGGAGGAUUCCUUGGAUCUUUUGCCCCAUGGGCUAAUGAGCUCCAGAAGAACAGAAGCCCAGGGCAGGGCGUGGCAAUGCUCAGGGCUGAAGGGGGAGACUCUGGGGUAAAGCUUUUUGGAUAAAUCUGCUGAAAUCUUCCACUAUUGACUGUUGGGCCCAGCUCCUGCUGCAGUUUCUCUGUAACCCUGCUGAAACUGUUCCAAAUGAGGAAAUAGCUGAUACCAGCUGUGGUCCCUGGUCCUGGGGAGUCACAGGAGAGGGGAAUGCCCCAGCCCCAGGGCAUUUUUAGUGUGUCAAAGCUGCAGAUAAAGGGCGCUGGGUAAGGCACCCACACAUCCUGCUGAGGACAGGCACGUCCCUGGGGCAGACUCUGCAUCUCCCCCAGUGCCUCAGAGACAGAAUCCUGGGCUCUGGAAGCUGUUCCCUUGGUCACAGCUUGUGGGCUGGGUUGAGCAGCCCCCCGAGGGUGACUGGGGAUCCCACCCCUCCCUGUGAUUCCCAAGGACCUGUUCCUGCAGCAGCUGCAGCGUCCCAGGCACGGCUCUGGAGAUGCCCUUGGAAAAACCAUCACAAGACUUUACACUGUAAAAUGAAAACUUUCAUCGUUUAUUCUCGACUGCAGCUGUUUACAGAAAUAUAGUUGCGAGUAUACAAAUGUCCCAAUAGAAGCAAAAUAUUUUUAUUUUUUUUAAUAUUCAACAAGUUAUCACAGGAGAGCUAAAAACAUAGAUGCAAAUAAAAUAUCCCCUCAUAGACAAACUGAAAACACCGGGAAUCAGUGCUUGGAAAACCCACCUACGAAAGCCAUAUACACAGAACUGCACAAAGGAGUAUCUGGUGCUACUUUCACACUGCAGGACACAGAAGAGGCAGCUCAGCGGUCGAGGGUGCACCCAGAACAUCUGGCAGGCAGGGGAGAGCCCACCAGAGGUGCAGGGACAGAGACGGAGGUUGGAGCUCUGCUCUGAAGGGCUGGAGCUUAAGUCAGCAUCAGCUCAGAUGGAAAUAAUUUAAAUUGUCUCCUUUUAUCCAGAAUAAAAAAGCUUCAGGAAUGCUGCAGGCUGCUAAGAAUACUGGAAUGGGGUCCCAGUUCUGCAACACCCAAAGAGCCACUUCCAAACAGGAACUUCCCCUGGACACGUAACCCCAGGGGCAGCCACGGUCCUGCCCAGGGCGCUCGGGCCAGACCCCGUUCCAUGGGGCAGCUCCAGGGCCAAAACCAAGCCCAGGCCAUUUCUUUACCUGCCAGGUGAACCCAGGACCCUUCCCUAAUCACAGGCCUGGAGCUGGAAUGUGUCACAGGGGGCUGCUGGGUGUGGGAACCUUGGAACCUGAACAGGGGGGUCAGUGACCAGGGAAUCCCUGGAUUCCUUGCCCUGUCCCUACACACUGAAUGGCACUGGGCAAUUUAAUGAAGUGUAACAGCACAAAUGACAAAUCUCUGGAAAAAGCAGAGUUCAGCUCUGCAAACUCCAAGAGAACAAAGAACACUGGCUCUCAGUGUGGUGGAGGUGAUCUAAGAAAACCUGUACCAGGACAACACUGAUCCACUCAUGACAAUUCCAGUGGAACACAGAUUUGGAAUUGAAAGUCAUGUUGGACACCAUACACACUGCUGAUUGUAUGACCUGAUUUAAUGGCUGGAGCUGUCAGGGGAGGUUUAGGGUGGAUAUCAGAAGAGGUUCUUCCCCCAGAGGCUGCUGGCACUGCCCAGGGAAUGGUCCCGGCUCCGAGGCUGCCAGAGCUCCAGGGGAGUUUGGACAGCGCUCCGGGGGUGCCCAGGGGGGAUUGUUGGGUGUCUGUGCAGGGCCAGGGGUUGGACUGGAUGAUCCCUGUGGUCCCUUCCAGCUCAGGAUAUUCUAUGAUUCUUAGGGUUUCAUUCCUCACACAUCCUGCAAGAAAGAAAUCAGCUCGAGUCGUGGCAGGUUCCUCACGGACAGAAUCCAAGAGGAGCUCCACUGGCUUUCAAGAAGUUCUCUACAUUUUGACUGUUGCACUACUGAGUCAUUAAAAAAAUCAGUUUACAGACUCUUGCCCUCUUGGGAAUAAAGAGAAGUGGCAGAGGAGUUUCCUCUCCAGCACAAGCAGGGACCUUUUGCUCCACAGUAACAGCCCAUGUCAGCCCAGCCCCUGCACAGCACAGCCACCAGCAACCCCUGUCUGCAGCAGCUGCUGCGAGCCUGGCCAUGGAAAAGGCUCUGGAGCGCCUGCAGGGAAGCCCAUCCUCAGCCUGGGAGUCACUUCUAUCCUAAACCACAUCUGCAAGUAUAAACUAAAUGAUAUAAAAAUACAAAAGUGGCCACAGCUGCUUCCAACCCGCGGAUCCCGGCGAGGUUCCCAAGCAGAGCAAGUUCUGGAGCCACGUCACCAACAGGGCCAAACAUCCAGGACUGAGAGGUGUGAGACAGCUACUCAUGAGUUACUACAAAAACCUCCUACUGAGGAAAAGGAAUAUUAUUUCAUGUUUAUAAAAAUGCAAAUAUAACAGUAUUCUAUGCAUGUGUCUACUAUUAUUUAUAUAUAAUAAUCUGACUCCUCUAUAUACAUAUAUAUAAUCCUAGAAUAUACAGGCAGUGCAUAUUUACAUCCCUAUACAGACUGGGAGAGGAAAAGCCUCUCCUCCUAUGUAACCCCCGAGUCCCCCACUCCCCCCUGGAGAAUUUCACAAGUUCCCUUCUGCAGGAGUUUACCCCCUGCUGCAUUUUUCCUUGUUUCUACCAUGUUUAUCCCAUUUCCAACGCUGACCCUCGGUGCCGUGGCACAGACGCCCUGCCCGGGGCACCACAGCUGGCACAGCUGGUCUGAGCAGGAACACAAAGUGCUCACAGGCUGCCACAAAAGACUAAACAAGGCUGAAUUAAAACAAAGCCCCUGAAUCCCACAGCAUCCCACUGCUGUUUCCUUUUAGCUUCUAUGGAAUGGAGCCCCCCUGAGCACAAAACCCAUCGACUCCUCAAAACUCAGUUUUGCACUGAAGUCAUCACCAGUGCCCAGCAUUUCCUGUUCUCUCCUUCCACCUACACAGCUCGGAGCAGCCCAAGCAACUCCCUCUCCUCUCUCCUGCUGCCCUCCCUCAGAUCCAGGUCUGUGCUCCCUCUGCUCUCCCCCAAUGGCCCUGGAAAAGGAACACAACAGUUUGCCAAGCAGAGGCACAAGAAAACAGGAAUAAAAAUCCGUUCAGACAUAUUUUCCUUUUAGAAAUUAACUUCUAAAUCAAAGUAUCAAUGGAAAGUUUAAAAAACAAAGUUCAGCUUAUGUCAGUGAGGGGAAUGGCCACUGACACAGCUGCUUCCAGUAAAAACCUGCAAAGUUAUGUUUAACUGCUCAUGCCUUGUUUUAUCUCCAAACUACAGGGGAAGCAGUGAUGAGAAAUAAUCGUAAUCACUGAUCAGAGAGUGGACAUCCACUUCAGAACAGCCAGCCUGGAGUUAUUUCUUGAACUAGAUUUGUGUUAAAAUAAGAGAAAAGUGUUUGGCUUUCUGCAAGAUCAGGCAGUGAGGAGGCAAUUAACAACAAAACAAGUGUUAAUUAAGCACAAAGCACCAGUAACUCCUUUACUCCAGAGGAGAUGUUCAGCUCAAACUGUGCACAAAGUGUUGGCUCUGUGGAUUCUGUGCUCUGGGCACACCCAGGGUAAAGCCGAGGGGACAUGGUGGGGGUUGGCAGCUCCAUCUCCCCCAGCUCUCACCUGUGCCCACAAAUGGGUGCUCUGGGACCCCCCAGGACCCCCCAGGGAUGCUGGAUUUACACAGACUGACAGCUCAGGAUCCUCUCUGUCACCCAAAGGGCCCAGGCAGGAUGCCAGUGCUCCGUGUGCUCUGGGAACGCAGGGGCCAGAGAGAAGCUCUGCUGCCCAGCCUCAACUGCUAAAAAUGUCACAAGGGAAUGUUCAGGCCCCUGGUUAAACACAGAUGUGGCUCAGGCUGUGCUCCCUGCCAGGACACCCUGCAGCCUCUCCUUGGCUCUUCUGGAGCUGAUCCAGCCCCUCCGCCCUCAGAGCCGCUGCCGAGCACGCGCCAACCGCUGAGCGACCUCUUCAGUCACACAAAUACUUUUUGU
Messenger RNA from Cyanistes caeruleus (blue tit), 5095 nucleotides. The record is from RefSeq and is a predicted model, not a curated record. NCBI's taxonomy places the organism in Eukaryota, Metazoa, Chordata, Aves, Passeriformes, Paridae.